AUGGCCACGUUCGUUGCUCGCGCCUCAGCCUUGUUGUGUCUUGUGUCUCUUGUCUUAGCAACCGGGCCAAACCCACGCCUGCUAGACUCAGAUCUGACCAUACUGACUCACAACGACCUGUACGGUAACAGCACCCGCAGACAAGUCUCAGUAGUCCUCGUCAGCAAACGCCAAUCUCACUCGGCCGCGGCAUCGAGCUGCGCAGCUCUGACAGAGUCGCUGUGGUCUACCAAGCAACAGUCACACGAGCUGGGGUUCCUUCAGUAUCUUGGAUACGGCGAUGAGAGACACAGUCGGGAUCUUUAUUGGGUGGCGAGCACUACACACGCCAAAUGCAACGCCGUCUCUGCACAAGGCCGCACCCAACAGCUACCGUGCGAUACACCGCUACCAGCACUCUGCCAGAACUCGGCGUCUUUGAGCUCACUACAAUCGACCGACACCGGUAGCAAGUGGCAGACAUCAGUAUCAGCUGGGAAUGCAACAGUUGUAGGCUACCGCGACAAGCAUUCAUUUCGAUUCCAGGGUAUCAAGUACGCCACCAUCCCAAGCCGCUUCUCAGACUCUACCUAUCUUCCUCUCACUGGGAGCGUCUCAGCGCUGUCUUACGGCCCGCAGUGUGUACAGGGAGGCUGCAGUUCUGGCACGGCGCCAUGCAGCGAAGACUGCCUUUAUCUGAACAUCUGGACACCUACCGUAUCCGCGGGCAAGAGCUCGAAGACGGCGAAGAAAGCAGUCAUGGUUUGGGUUCACGGUGGUGGCUUUGUUAGCGGUUCUGGCAGUGAUACAACCUUUGAUGGUGGAGCAAUCGCAUCUCGUGGUGAUGUGGUUCUUGUUACGAUCAACUAUCGACUCGGCAAUUUUGGUUUCCUGGCGCUGGAAGGUACCUCUUUGACAGGCAAUCAAGGACUGAAGGAUCAAAGCACUGCGCUGGAUUGGCUACAUGCGCAUAUAGACGCAUUUGGUGGCGACAAGGAUAAGAUCACUGUUUUUGGCCAAAGUGCUGGCGCAGCAUCAGUGCGAGCUCUGCUUGCCUCACCUGAAGCUCGUGACAAGUUCGCUGGUGCAAUUACACAGAGCACACCUCAAGGCCUGAACUACGCUUCAUCCUUCUCCGAGUAUCUCACCAUCACUGAAGCCACCAACAGAACCAAGUCACUCCUUAACGAGACCGGAUGCGCGUCGAGCAGCGGCGAGGCUGUGGUCAGCUGUCUACAAGCCGUCAACGCCCUUAAUCUCACUACCGGCACCUUGGCCUCGUAUCCGGUCGUUGACAACAGCUUCCUAACAACAACCUCGCUCCCCCUCGGACGCACAGCUCCGAAACUCAACAUCACCCUCCUCUCAGGCAUAAUGCACGAUGACGGCUCCCCCUUCACCCGCUACUCCACCAGCCCCAACCUAACCACUACCCUCCUCGAUCAAAACCUCCCCUCCGUCCCUGCCUCUCUCUUCCCCCUCCCCGCUAUCCAAAACACAACCCUCGCCCUCUUCAACCUCACCUCCCGCAUCUCCACAGACGCCAUGUUCCGCUGCCUCGGCCAAUCCACCGCCUCCACCGCCGCCAAAAACACCGUCUUCAAAAACACAUUCGCAUACGAAUUCGACCGCGCCCUGCAGCUAAACACGUGGAGCCCCAAUCCCCCGGCCUGCGAAGCGCCGCGCACGCCCGCGCACCCGAACGGAGACCCCAGCGCGCCGUACUACAAGUGCCACUCCGGCGAGCUGUACUACGUGUUCGGCACGCUGGUGCGCGAGGGCGCGCGCGUGCGCGACGAUGCGGAUAUCGUGUUUGCGCAGUAUGUGCUGGAUAGCUGGGCGGCGUUUGCCAGGACGGGGGAUCCGGUGCCCGAGGCGCGGUUCUUGGAGGCGAGGGGGUUUAGUAAUACGACGGCGGGGGUGAGGCGUGCGGGGGCGUGGAAGGCGGUGGAGGAGGGUGGUGCGUUGAAGGUGUUGGAUGUGCGGGCGAGGAGUGAGGGGUGGAGGGAGGUUGAGCAGUGCGAGGCUCUGGGGAUGGGGCUGGGGUACUAUGAUGCCUAG
Molecule: messenger RNA, 2040 nt
Organism: Boeremia exigua
Lineage: Eukaryota; Fungi; Ascomycota; Dothideomycetes; Pleosporales; Didymellaceae
Product: Alpha/Beta hydrolase protein
Exons: 1
Coding region: 1-2040 (679 amino acids)
Molecular function (GO): cholinesterase activity
Source: RefSeq, a predicted model, not a curated record